This is a messenger RNA of Xyrauchen texanus (razorback sucker), 5425 nucleotides long. Its product is annotated as protein bicaudal D homolog 1-like. Gene Ontology annotation, molecular function: dynactin binding; cytoskeletal adaptor activity; dynein intermediate chain binding. Gene Ontology annotation, biological process: positive regulation of receptor-mediated endocytosis; microtubule anchoring at microtubule organizing center; regulation of microtubule cytoskeleton organization. Gene Ontology annotation, cellular component: cytosol; Golgi apparatus. The record is from RefSeq and is a predicted model, not a curated record. The transcript is spliced from 9 exons. The coding region runs from base 207 to 2750 and encodes 847 amino acids. Lineage: Eukaryota; Metazoa; Chordata; Actinopteri; Cypriniformes; Catostomidae.
AUCAAACUCAGAGAUGAAAACAUGUGAUCUUGAUGGAUGGGGCAAUAGUGUCGAUUACCACACUGACAUCACGGUAGAAUGAGGACAGCGAUUACCGUUUGAACAUCAGCAAAUAGGAGGCGCAUCGCGUGCGUGUGUGCACUGACUGACUGCAGCACCACCUGAAUCUCUCAUCAGCCUCCGCCUGUCUCUCAGGAUCAGAGGCGAUGGCAGCCGGCGGAGGAUGCGGGCAAUCGGUGGAUCAGUACCGGGCCGAGGUGGAGCGAUUGACUCGGCUGCUCGCAGAGGCGAACCGGGAGAAGAUUCGUGCGGCGGAAUGCGGUCUGGUGGUUCUGGAGGAGAAUGAGACACUGAAGCAUCAGUACGCGGAGCUCGAGAGUGAACAGGAGGCGCUGAAACACGAGCUCGAGCAGCUGCAGGAGGCAUUCGGUCAGGCACACACCAACCAGCGGAAGGUAGCGGAGGAUGGCGAAACAAACGAGGAGACGUUGCUGCAGGAGUCUGCCUUUAAAGACGCUUAUUACACCAGUCGUCUGGAGGAGCUGCAAACGCAACUGAAAAUGAGUAGUUCUGUGGCCUCAAACGCUCAAGCAGAGAGUGAACAUCUCAACACCUUUCUGCAGGAGCUCCGAGAGAAUAAUGAGAUGUUGGAGCUUCAGCGGAGUCGUAUGAGAGAGGAGAUCAGAGAGUAUAAGUUCAGAGAGACGCGACUGUUGCAGGAUUACACUGAACUGGAGGAGGAGAACAUCACGCUGCAGAAGCUCGUGUCAACACUAAAACAGAACCAGGUGGAAUAUGAGGGCCUAAAACAUGAAAUCAAAGUUCUGGAGGAGAAGACGGUGCUACUCAACAGCCAAUUGGAAGAUGCCUUGCGUCUGAAGGACAUUUCGGCGGGCCAGUUGGAGGAGGCGUUGGACGCUCUGAAGAGUGAGAGAGAGCAGAAGAACGGUCUGAGAAAGGAGCUGACACAUCACCUCAGCCUGAUGGACACACACCUGACCAUCUCAGCCGUGGAGGGGUUAAAGUUCACAGAGGAGACGGCGACCAACGGCACGUCUGAGGAUAGUAACCCCAGUAAUGAGUGUAAUGGACACAGACUGAAGAUGAACGGAGAGCGGCCGGGACGCAGGAAGAGCGAGGUGCUUGACCCGGUGUCCAAUCUCUUCAGUGAACUCAACCUGACUGAGAUACAGAAGCUCAAACAGCAGCUCUUACAGGCUGAGCGAGAGAAGUCGGCUCUGCUUACUAACCUGCAGGAGUGUCAAACUCAACUGCAGCACACGCAGGACGCUUUAACAGAACAACACAUGUGCAUUCAUCACCUUACUGAGCGAGUCAGUGGCAUGAAACAUCUCCACAGUGACAAGGAGUUUGAUUCAGAGGAGACCGAGAAGAGCGCUGGACACUUAAACGGUUGCUGUGAAUAUGACACAGAUAUCAAUGGUAUAGAGCUCCUUGAGUGUAAAUAUAGAGUUGCUGUGACUGAAGUCAUUGACUUGAAGGCGGAGCUUAAGGCUUUAAAGGAAAGAUAUAACCAAUCCGUGGAAAGCCAAUCAGAAGAAUCCAACCGUAGUGAAGGAAAAGUCCAGGCGCUCAAAGAGCAGGUGAAGCGUUUGGAGAAAUCCUGCCGCGAGGGCCGCGAGCAGGUUAGCGGUCUUGAAGCAGACCUCCGGUGCACAUCAAGUAUAGCUAGUGAGAGUAACGGCAUGUUGAAUGCAGCUCAAGACGAGCUGGUUACGUUUAGUGAAGAACUCGCUCAACUCUACCAUCACGUCUGCCUGUGCAACAACGAGACGCCAAACCGCGUCAUGCUGGACUAUUACCGCCAGAGUCGGGUCACACGCAGCGGCAGUCUCAAAGGCCCCGAUGACCCAAGAGCCCUGCUUUCUCCACGUCUAGCUUGCCGACUUGCUGCUGCUAACUCCUCAGACAUGUCCAAGAGUCCACUAGACUCUCCGGCAAAGGAACCCUUGGGAGAAGGAUCUAAUAGGGAGCCAGGUAGUCAACAGAGUCCCACCAGAAGCCCCUUUGGUUCCCCAGUCAACAGUUCAACAUCACCUUCUCCGUCCACAGUGCCAGAGACCGGGGAUCUCCGUAGGGAGCCCAUGAACAUCUAUAACCUCAACGCCAUCAUCCGUGACCAGAUCAAACAUCUACAGAAGGCCGUGGACCACUCGCUUCAGCUGUCCAAGCAGAGAGCUGCUGUUCGAGAUUUGGCACCCAUCUUCGACAAGGACAAGGAGGCUUGCAUGGAGGAGAUCCUGAAACUCAAAUCGCUCUUGAGCACCAAAAGAGAGCAGAUUGCUACCUUACGUCAUGUGCUUAAAGCCAACAAACAGACUGCAGAGGUGGCACUGGCUAACCUGAAGAGUAAAUAUGAAAAUGAGAAGUGUAUGGUGACGGAGACGAUGAUGAAGCUUAGAAAUGAACUGAAGGCCCUCAAAGAAGAUGCUGCCACCUUUUCUUCACUGAGGGCAAUGUUUGCCACAAGAUGUGAUGAGUACGUAACUCAGCUGGAUGAGAUGCAGAGGCAGCUGGCUGCCGCAGAAGAUGAGAAGAAGACUCUGAACUCUCUCCUGCGAAUGGCCAUCCAGCAGAAACUGGCCCUGACCCAGCGCCUGGAGGACCUGGAGUUUGACCAUGAGCAGUCACACUGUGGUCAUGGAGGAAAAGUGCCAAAAAUUAGGAGCAGCCCUAAAAAAAUUGUCAGUAGCCUGUUGCUUCAGAACCGACAACCUCCCCACAACUAAUGCCAGGAGGGCAUCACAGUCGUAAUGUGUUGUCAGCUCUUCAAAAGGACCGGACACACGAGGACGGAUCCAGACUUCCAUGUGACCCUUUCAACUGUCUGGACCAUCAUUCUCAGCCUUUCGGCCCUUCGCUCCUGUCAGUGAACAAGCACUUCCUGCCGCACUGAGUGACCCAUCAAUCAGGCCUCCAGCCAAUCACAUGCUCCUCUUCUCGUGGGAUUCUAGAGGGACCCUCCCUGACUUCACACGCUCAUUUUUUCAUGUUUAUUGUGAAAACAAUUAUUCAUUACCACCCAGAGUAAGUUGAGUGCAAAAGCAAAUAGAUUGGUCUUUUGGCUUUAUAUUUAUUUUAUUUAUCUAUUUAUUAUUUUAUCUAUUUAUUUGUCUUUUUGUUUGUUUAUUUUAAACAGUUAUGUGUGGUGUCUUUUACUCGCCUCUCGGCGGUCAGAACAUUUAACUUUUGUAUUUUACAAUGAGUUUGAAAAUACACUUUAAAAUGUCAAAGGUUACAGUCAGUAUUUAUUAAAUCAACAGAGGACUACAUUAUGAUAUGGUGGCGUGAACUUAAUUAUCAGUUUUGCAACUAAUAUUUGUUUGAUUUUUAGUGUGAUAUCUUAGAAGAGCUUUAUUGAAUGGUUGCAGAUUCUGAUACAGUUUUCAACAAGACAUGUUCGAGUCUCACUGCUGUCAGUUUAAAGCAUGAACGCUCCUGAGGUGAAGUUUGUAUUACAGUAAUUAUAAACCGUUACGUUUUGGAAAUCUCACCUUCUUGAUAUAAUGUCAUUGCACAUGGAAUAUUUCUUUUUUAACAUGACUUCAAUCACAUGCACAAAUAUUAUAUAUUUAUACCUGCAUUCUCUUUUUAUUGCUGAAUUGAUGUCAGAUGAGUGUUUGGUUUGCGUGGAGAUAGAUCAGCGCCUCAUGAAUCUCUUUGAGGGAGUUCUGGUUUGAUCACAGUGUGCUGCUAAAUCUGAACACGGGUUAAUUCUUCUCUGAAAACAGCACACAUGUAGAGCUGCAACUAACUAUUAUUUUCAUAAUCGAUUAAUCGAACGGUUAUUCAAAUGACUAUUCGACUAUUAUUGCAAUGAUUAAUCAUUCGCUCUUAUACGAUUAUUCAGCUUGUGCCCGAAUUAAAGGUUGAAUUAAACAUGCUUACUAACAAUAAAGAGGACAAAAUCAUCUUUUAAAUCUCUAAAUGACAUUCACUGAAUUAAAGUGAAAAUACUUUUAUUAAGUUUAAUUCAGUAAAGAAAUUCACUGCAAAAAUCCAGUUUUGUCUUGUUUUCCAACUUUAACUUAAAAAAUCCUUAAACCAGAAACAUUUACUUGAGAAGCAACAUAUAAUAUAUUUAGACUUUCUUUAAAAGGAUUUAUCUUAUAUAUAAGUGUAUUUUGUAUAUAAGUGUAUUUUUUCAGUUGGUUAUAAUUCUGCGAGUUCAGUAAUGACAAAAUAUAUUUAUAUUCAAGAUCUAUUCUCUAAAAGUCUGAAUAUCUGAUAUGCUGCUUCUCAGAGGAAUGCUUCUUUUUUUAAACACAGUCUCGAGCAAUCAUGUUAUAGUCUAGCUGCAUUAAGUGUGUGCGCUCGAGGGAUGAGCGUCCCGGGACAGAGUGUGCAUCAGCCGGUGCAGUUUCAAUCUCUCCCCCUUAGAUCGGGACAUUCACACGACUCGUAGAAGAGGUGCUGACCACACAGAGAAAUGAACGUUAUGGAGUUUGUAGUAAUUUACAUGAUCUGCUUCUGUAUUAUUUGAACUUUAAUAAAGAUAUAAUGCAUUAAAACUGCAUUAAAGAUGUAACGUCGGGGUGUUUCCUGUAAAGAGCUCCUACUCCACUUAUUCCACAAUGAGAGUUCUUCUGUAUUUACUUACUUUGUAUGUUUGCAUAUUAAUUCCAUCAUACUUUGUGAUGUGCAUCAGCUGAAGCUGUUUGGAAAGUUUCGAGUGCAUCUGUGUAAUUCUUCAUCAUCAGUCAGAACUGCAGCGCUGCUCUCACACGUCAUCAUUACAGUUUAAUGUGAUCUCUUAAAUGACAUCAAAUGACUAUUUGACAAUUAACAUUUUUGUCAAAGAUUUUUUAUUGUUGUGUUGUUGAUAACGUCGACUAAUUGUUUCAGCACUAUUUACUGCACUGGUAGAUUCCUUAAUUGAAUCUUUAUUUCCUCUGUGUAAAGCACAACAACAUUGACCUAUGCGAUCAUCAUAUUGGUCGUCUAUCCUCCAAUCAUACAGUGAUGUGUGCCAGAAGCACAUGAGAAAUGUCAAAUAGUUUUUGUUAUUGAUGUUGUUUUUUAAGCAGUAAACCACAAAAACACAUUUUCAGUCUCAUUUAUUGACUGAAAGGUCAAUACAAUCAGAACCUUCUCAAAGCUUAACUGUGUCCAUUGUGAAUCUGAAACAAAGCUCAGUCUAUUUAAUGAUGUGAAGAAGGAUAUAAGAUCAAUGGUGUCUUUCAUAAUCGCUCUGGACUCCCAGUUCUCUCCGUUUCUAUUCAGUCGAACUCUUUAUAUGGUUCCCAAGAAGACGAGGAGUUUGAAAACUGGUUAAAUUAAGUACUGAUAUGGGUAGAUUUCUGCCUCUGAAGUGUUAUGUAUUGGGUAACUUUAGGACAUCAUGCUGCUGGAUGUUUGUAUGUGCACAAUCUGAAGGGACACUUUUGUGUGAAAUAAAAAUUGA